CCCCUCACCUCCCUCCCCAGCCCCCUGAUCCCCCCUACUCUAUCUGCUCUCUGCUCUCUCUGCUGCGCUGAGCCUUGGGAUAAUCCUGCUCAGGUUGUCCCUAAAAUUGUGCCAUAUACUCUGCCGGUAUUGCAACUUGCUCGUGCGACUAGUCGUAGUGUUGUGAUUCACGGGCGCCUUGCGUGACUGGCACCGUUCCGCGAUCUUAUUAGACGUAAGGGGACGGAACAGGAGGGAGAUUAAAGCAGAUUAGUGAGCCUCGUCGACCCUGUAGUUGGAGGCUAGCCUGAGUUAGUUAGGCACUAUGUCGUACGAGACAGCGUGGCAGAACUUCCAGCAGGCCUUUUGGCAGAUCUCGCCGUACGCCUAUGCCGCCAUUGGAAUCGCCAUUUCCAUCGGCGUUUCCGUCCUCGGAGCAGCAUGGGGAAUCCUAAUCACAGGAAGCAGUUUAAUAGGCGCUGCUAUAAAAGCUCCCCGGAUCACGUCUAAGAAUCUUAUCAGUGUUAUUUUCUGUGAAGCGGUGGCCAUUUACGGCGUUAUUGUGGCCAUCAUUUUGCAAACCAAGCUGGAGUCAGUCAGCAAGGCCAGAUUGCACUCCCCUGAAGCUCUCCGCUCUGGUUACGCCAUCUUCAACUCCGGAAUAAUCGUUGGUCUUGCAAAUCUCUUCUGUGGGCUGUGCGUCGGCAUCAUUGGUAGCAGCUGUGCGUUGUCCGACGCUCAGAACUCAACGCUGUUCGUGAAGAUCCUCGUUAUUGAGAUCUUCGGCAGUGCGCUUGGCCUGUUUGGAGUCAUCGUUGGAAUUAUCUUAUCAUCUCAAGCGACAUGGGCAUAAACAGUCUCCUCACGCUCUCCAGGCUUCAAGUGGCUCCAUGCUCAUUGCUCAACCCAGCUGGUCGCAUACAGUUAGAUCUUCCCGUCCGUGUAACAACACAUGCUAUCAACUGGGCGGAUGGCCUGAGUUUAAUCUUUGAAGGAGUGACAACGUGAAAAACGGUUGGCUCUCUUGUUUCCUUGGUACUGAAACUGCUUAAUAUUUUAUGUCUAGUGGGCCAUAUUAGCGAUUGCACUGUUACAGCGCCUUUAUUUUGAAGUCGGGCUUUCAUGGACAGAGCAUGGGGACAAGAGUAGAGAUGGCAGUGUAUAUCUAGAAGUGUGGGAACAUGUGAUAUGCUACAUCCAACCAGCAUCCCUAAUGGAAUACAGUUUUUGCAGCACA
Messenger RNA from Closterium sp. NIES-67, 1216 nucleotides. NCBI's taxonomy places the organism in Eukaryota, Viridiplantae, Streptophyta, Zygnematophyceae, Desmidiales, Closteriaceae. The record is from the annotation of a GenBank genome assembly.